Molecule: messenger RNA, 471 nt
Organism: Pan troglodytes (chimpanzee)
Lineage: Eukaryota; Metazoa; Chordata; Mammalia; Primates; Hominidae
Gene: SMIM40
Product: small integral membrane protein 40
Exons: 1
Coding region: 137-376 (79 amino acids)
Source: RefSeq, a predicted model, not a curated record
UCUUAGGUGUGGGAAUUAAGGUCAGGACUGGCAGGUGCAGGACUUGCCACGGCCAUGCUCCUUAAUCCUGGCAGUGCUGAGCAAGGCCUUGCAUCCCAGCCCCCUGAUCCAGCCAGCUGUCUGACUGUGAGUCAGGAUGGCAGAGGAAGGUGAUGUGGACGAGGCGGAUGUGUUCCUGGCAUUUGCCCAGGGUCCCUCCCCUCCCAGGGGUCCCGUGCGACGUGCCUUGGACAAGGCUUUCUUUAUCUUCUUGGCCCUCUUCCUGACACUGCUGAUGCUGGAGGCUGCUUAUAAGCUGCUGUGGUUACUACCAUGGGCAAAGUUAGGGGACUGGCUCCUGGGGACACCUCAGAAGGAGGAGGAGCUGGAAUUGUGACUACCUUUCCUAUAAACAUCUUCUUUCCCCACCAAGGAGGUGAGAGGGGAGACAGGAGGGAAAUGGGAGUGUUGGGGGCUAUGGAGGAGAUGCUU